AUGAAAGACACGACUAUAUCGUUACAUUUCACGACUUGUAUAAAUGAAUUCCAAUUAACUGGAAGAGCUGCAUAUAGAAACACAGAUUCAAUUAGAGAAGCGUCUGCUCGUAGAGCAGGAAGUUUUAAUUCAAGCAUUCGAAGAAAUGAGUUCUAUAUAGUAUCACCAGAAACAGUAGCUAACUUGUUUGCACACACCGGGUUAAGCAGUCGACCGCAAUAA
Messenger RNA from Macrosiphum euphorbiae (potato aphid), 222 nucleotides. NCBI's taxonomy places the organism in Eukaryota, Metazoa, Arthropoda, Insecta, Hemiptera, Aphididae. The record is from the annotation of a GenBank genome assembly.